Cadophora gregata is the source of this 3233-nucleotide messenger RNA. RefSeq lists its product as uncharacterized. Bases 374 to 2290 code for a protein of 638 amino acids. The record is from RefSeq and is a predicted model, not a curated record. The transcript is spliced from 6 exons. Lineage: Eukaryota; Fungi; Ascomycota; Leotiomycetes; Helotiales; Ploettnerulaceae.
GGACUUGGAUUCGAUCGAUCUGAGGGACCCACCCCCUGAAACACGUGCCAACGCGUUCUGCAGAUUUCCGCGUUCACGAGGUCUGAGAGUUGCGAAUAUUGUUAGGACGUAGAAGGAUGAUUGCCUUCUCAAUUCGAGGACGACUCUUAGCAGUUCGACGUUUGCAAUUAAUACAAAUACAAUUGUGCUGUAUGAGAUUCGCAUUAGCAAGCCUCGACGGCAGAGCUGCUAGGACAUAUUUAGCUUGACGCGACGAGACCAGACCAGGAAGCUGUUGCUACCCGGCGAGUGUUUCUUGCGGUCAAGACGCGUAAGUUCAAUUCGGUCCCUGUGUUCGAGCCCUGAAUAGCUAAUUCAUACGGUGAAGUUCUCAAUGAUGGCUCGAGAUCAGAUACUUGAAGAGGACAUUCUCGACCAUCUGCACCCUCUCCCGUUUCCGAGUUACGACACCGACGCUGCAAAGGCAUGGCUUGCAGACCCUCAAAGCCAGGAUUUAUCGGCUUGGAACCAGGAGAAAGCCUCCAUGUCUGGAAUAUGGCCGAUUCUCGAAGGGCUGAUCGCUGAAGUCAUUGGUAUACAAUUAAGUGCGGUACGAUACGGCGCGUACUCCGUCUGCAGGGAGGAAUGGGGAGGCCGGCCAAUGAUCAAGCGUUUGGAUCAUGACACACAGAACAGAAUAAUUAAGAGGUACACAGAAAUCUUGCAGAACCAGUGUAAGAAGGAAUGGAGACGCGACGUUGCACCCUGGAUCUCCUCGGCGUUGAGAACAUGGAUUGGCCGUGCCAUUUGCCUUUGGAAAAAUCACGAAAAGGGCACCAAACUUUAUGCAGAAAAACACAAAGCCAAGAUACACAAGAUCGCAGCGGUAGACGAGUGCCCAAUAAAUCUCACAAGGAAUAUUGUUGAAGAAAAACUGCCGCCGCUUAUCCAGCCAAAAAGUAAGACGGAGGCAAUCGCUAAUGAUCAUAUUCAGCCCGCCAUGAUGAGACCAAUCUGCAAAGAGUACGAUGAGAUUGUUAAUCACAUAGUGCGUACCAGUGAAGUGCAUGGAAACUAUAAUCUCGAACUCCAACCAUCGUGGCAUGGUUACAAGAAGGACCCAUUUGACUCGACGGCGAAAAAGUUUCGAAGAUUACUCAAAGACAGGAUAAUUGAGGAUGGCAUUGUAAAGCAAAGCAAUCGUGUCGGGGUUUACCGAUCCCUUGCGGGAGUUCACCUGGACCACUCGGUUAGGUACGAAGAUUAUCCUGAUAGAGGACUAUGUCGCUGGAUUGAAGACUAUUUCUCUGAGGGUUAUGGUGUUACUGUGAAGGCCGCAAUACAUAAAAUCAUACUCCACUGUCAACAGAGCCCUCAAGGCGUAUAUGUUCCUCCCAUUCAUCGACCCGAUGUGGCCUCACCACCAAGUAUCGCACUGGCGUCCCAGGAAUCGUCACAGCUAAACCCUGUGAUGUCAGCCACUUCAGACUGCGGAGAAUACCUAGAUUUUAUAAACAAGAUCGUGCGAAAGGCACUACACUAUAGUUAUCCACAGACCAUAUACGAGAUAGACUUUCAGUUGAGUUCGGAGGCAUUUCAUCAUCAACGUGCGGAACUGUUGGUAGGGCGAGUUUUCAGGCGUAUGGUGAAGGACAAUAUACUUGAACAUACUGGUUGUCCAAUGUACGGCGGGUAUGAAUUGUGUCCGCAAUUCGAAGCUAAACGCUUCUAUAUGCCCCGGAGACUGCCGUCAUCGGAGGCCGGAUCUAGGCUCGACACUUCCAGUGAUCAAUCCUUGCUGCGGCUUGAAAGGUUUCUUGACGUCAACAUUGACAGCAUAGAUCAGAAGGAGUUCAUCAGACUUUACGGGUCAGAUGCAGGUGCUCGUUACGAUGCAUUACAGGCAGAGUUUUUGCCUGAAAUCAAACGCGAAAUCAUCGAGGACGACGACUGUAAUUCGACUUCGACCAACAUGCCUUGUGAUCUUACGAUGGUCAACCAGACAAGAACGCAGCAUCCAGAUAGGCAGAGCCUCACAGACUCGGAUACUCAUUUCCUGCGCCAUGAACCUUCUUAUCCUCCGCCGCCGGAGAUGUUGAGUCCCAUGUCGAAUUUCGAUACCAGUAACACUGAGAUACCAGAGCUAGGAACCGAAAAGGAACAGCAGAUUGAGCCUGAAACAUCGUUGCCCAAACAUCUUGAUGUCAAAUCCAUCGUUGAGAAAAGGAUCAAAGAACUAGCCCGAAAAAGGAAACUCGAGCAGGCUGCAGCUCACGGAGAUCAACAAGCACCCAAACGGCCACAUUUCUGAGCAGCCCACAGGCCCCUGCUGCUUAAUUUCACGUCGUACCGGUUCUUUAGGAGACAAAAAGCCGCCUCUGUACACCAACACGGUUAAAGAAACCAGGCUCUGGUCUUCAAACUCUGCAAGUAGCUCUGCUAUCCAGAUCCAUGGAUGGCAUGAUGUAGAAGGGAAUCAUCGAACAGCAAGGUCCCCCGCUCAGCAGACUACUCUUCUCACUUCUGGCUCGUUCCAGAAGACGUUUUGAUAUAGGUCGGACUGAAGCUAGCCCGUCCAAUGAUUCAACAAGUACCAUGACCAGGUCUAACUUGCACUGGAGCCAAACUCAACUAUUACCAAAUUCGCCAGUCUUGUCUCCAGCAACGCAAACUGGGUAUCUUUUCUCGAUACUCUGGCAGAGUCCUGUCGAUACACAAACACUCCUCCUGCUGAAGUCUCGAUUAAAGCCAUCCCAGCAGACGCCGCUACUUUCCCGCCAAUGACUGCAAAAUACAUACUUGUGUACUAACGCAGGAUCGCAAUUCGGGAAGAGUGGAGGAGCAAGCCGAGUUCCCGCCAUUCUUGGACUUCUCCACAUACCACCUUGGGAAAUAUGAAGCUCCUUCAGCGACAGCCAAGUCUUCACCAGAAUGGCUCGGUUCAUGUCAUAUCCAGUAAUCCGGUUCAGUUUUUGACAGGAAGAGAUGGUUUUCAGUGGAGCCAGGCCAUCGCCAACUGGCACGUGAAGGAUUUGUGAUUGAGAAGAUUUAGGAGCAAGCUCCAAUUUGUCUCCAUAUUGUGGACCAUGGCUGCUUCUUCGAGUCACUGACUCGUUUCACGGGACAUGACGAGCAUGUUGUCUAGUGGAAUGUAUCGUAGUCUUACAAUUAACAAGAAUCAGGGAAAGAACGGCAGUCGUCACGAGAGUGCGAUGUGUUUUGAUUUCCGAUAAGUCAUAUUUAAUAUCUUUGGC